Messenger RNA from Plasmodium vinckei vinckei, 879 nucleotides. Its product is annotated as erythrocyte membrane associated protein 2, putative. The transcript has 2 exons. The record is from RefSeq and is a predicted model, not a curated record. Lineage: Eukaryota; Apicomplexa; Aconoidasida; Haemosporida; Plasmodiidae. Bases 1 to 879 code for a protein of 292 amino acids.
AUGAAUUCCAAAUUAAUACAAAUUAGUUCAUCUCUUCUUUUAAUGUGCUUAUGCAACACAUACAGUAACGAGGAAAAUAAUAAUAAUGUAACUAGGGUUAUAAAAUCGAACCGAUUAUUAUCUGAGCAAGAAAACAAUGAAGUAGGAGAAGAAGUAUAUGAGGAACAACCAGCUUAUGAAGAUCAACCAGCUUAUGAAGAUCAACCAGCUUAUGAAGAUCAACCAGUUUAUGAAGAUCAACCAGCUUAUGAAGAUCAACCAACUUAUGAAGAUCAACCAAUUUAUGAAGAUCAACCAGCUUAUGAAGAUCAACCAGCUUAUGAAGAUCAACCAGCUUAUGAAACCAAACCAGCUUAUGAAACCAAACCAGCUUAUGAAACCAAACCAGCUUAUGAAACCAAACCAGCUUAUGAAGAUCAAGAAAAUAUUGAAUACCCAGUUCCUGACGAUGAAAUAUUUUAUGAAGCACUAGAUGUUUAUGCUAUCUCAUUAGAAAACCCAAAAGAGAAAAGACUUAUGCCAAGAAAUUCACCAUUUGUGAAAGCAUAUCUAACCGCCCCCAAGAACCCAAGGACUGUUGACUUAACACCACCAGAUAACAAACCAACAAUUACAGAAUUCCCAUUUACAACAUCUAUUUCACCACCACCACCACCAAAUUCGAAACGUAGAAUUAGAGAAAGAAAAAUCAAACCUAUAUUUGAACAAUUACCCAAAAUUCCAAAGGAAGAAAAACCUUUUCAUCCAGACACUCGUGAUAUUAAAAGAGAAAUAACCCGUUUGAAUAACCUCUGGAAGAUAAUAGACUACAUGGAUACAGAUGACUCAGACUUGGAUGAUUAUAUAGAUCAUUUUUCUGGUCAAAAUAAGAGGAAAUAA